Trichobilharzia regenti is the source of this 2344-nucleotide messenger RNA. Lineage: Eukaryota; Metazoa; Platyhelminthes; Trematoda; Strigeidida; Schistosomatidae. The record is from the annotation of a GenBank genome assembly.
CAUACAGAUAAUAUGUGUAGGUAGGUAGGCUUAUUUUAAGUGAGCACUGAUAAAUCAUUCGAGCCUAAAUUACUCACCGCUUACACCACAUGAUUUGUCAGCUAUGUGAUUGGUAUUUUCUAGGUCGAAUAAUUCUGUUUGUCCAUUCAGAAUAGCACGAAUACGAAAUAUUCAUUAAACAUCUACACACAAACAGAUUGGUGUACAGAAAUUCGGUGCCGAAACCACUGUUGUUGUUUGUUUUGUUUUUUGUAUUUCUCUGUCUGUGUGUGUGUGUUAAGUUCCUUGACAGUUUCAGUUAUUUUUCUUCUGAAUAAUUCGAUAAUUUUUUUAAAAUCCUCUUCUUGAGUGUUAAUUCAACUGGUGUGUGGAAUAACUCGUACAGCAAUAAAUUGAAUUCCAAUCCUUUCAGAAACAGAAUACUUGAAAUUGCAAUGCGUACCGGUCAAGGCAAAGAAGUCAUAUCUAUGCGUGUCAUGAUUAGAAAAUAUGUAAAGUUGGAUCCUGAUGAUGAAUUCAGUUCAGACACAUUAAUUAAACGACACGGGGAACAAUUAAAAAAUAAGCAUAAACCAUCAAAAUGGUGUCGAUUACAUAUAACAAAUGAUGAAUUAUGGUUAUCUGGUGGUUAUUGGUGGCCUAAUUCAAUCCUUAACGGUAUACAUUUAAGUGAACUCAAUUGUCUAGUCACAUUCUAUUCUACACCAAAUCUCCUAGCCUUAGGCAUCGCCUCACGUUUAUAUGAUUCAGAAAAGGAGUAUGUUUUACUCUCUACAAAAAGUGGUACAGAUAGAGAUCAACUAGUGAAAACAUUAACAACUCUUUGCGGAAAUCGAUAUAAACAAACUGAAAAAAAAUUCAAUAUACCAAUUAUUGGACCACCUGUGAAUAUUGUUGAAAUCUCAUUAUCCCCAGAAAUAAAACAUUCACUGAAUACAGAAAGAUCAAUUGACAUUAUUCAUGAAUCCUGUUCACAUUCAACUACAUGUAAUAAUCAUUCAGAGGUUUGUGGACAACAGACAACAGUCGUCAGUAUUGAAAAGCCUAUUACAUCAUCAAUUUAUAUUCCACCAUCCACAACAUCGAAUGAAAGUACUACUAAAACAACUAUUAAUGAAAGUACCAGUAUGGAAAUGUGUAAUGAUGAUCAAUCGAUUACAAAACUAUCCUUACAAAAACCACAACAUGAAAUUCAAUGGAAAUCAACAGAAAGUAUAAGACCAUGUCGAUUGAAACGUUUCCUCUCACCGUAUUAUGAAGGACUUGAGUCUGGUUUAAAUCCAAAAGAUUUAAUACAUGUUUAUUAUGAUCCAAAACAAGGAAAUAUUAUCUCACAAGAUGGACCUAUCUACUUAUACUGUGUCAAUUGUCCUAGUGAAUGAAUGAAUGAAUAACACACAAGGAGAAGAAGAAUAAGAAGAAUAGUGUAUGCUCAUGAUCACUGCUCAUAUUAUGAUUAUUAUUAUUAUUGUUUAUUGACUCUUGUCAUAAUAUCGACUAUCGAUAACACUUAGCAGAUUCAUAUAAACUAUUAACAUUGUCAUAUUUCCAGCUCUAUAGUUGCUGCUGUUGUUGUCGUUGAUAACUAUGAUCACAAUGUGUUUACCUGAAACUGUUUAUUGAUUUACUUCUGUGUUACAUAACUGUGUGUGUAAUCUCCUGAGUUUGAAUAGACUAGAAACAACAACAAAAAAGUUUUUUUAUGAUGUAAAAUAGGAUGUAUUUAUUCAUUUAUUACUAUUAUUAUUAUUAUUACUCAGAAAUAUUAUUGGGUAGUGCAAAUAGUUAUUCCAUACUUUUUCUUCCUCAUCUUCUUCCAUAAUCUCGUUUAUUUCAACAACAACAAAACAAAAAUAAUUGAGGCAUAUCUGCACAUAUUUGCUUUCGUAUAUUUAUAGGCGUAUCUGUAAACUGUUCAUUAUGAUAAUUUUAUGUUACUUUGUUGUCGACUUAAAUUCUCUACAUCGUUGGGGGUGGAUGGGUGGGUGUUGUAACUAAAUACUGGAACAAAUGAACUAUCUAUUUGUAAAUCGACUGUACCAGCUUGCAAUCUUGAGGCUGUUAAGGUUUCUUAGUGGAAGAUAUCGUAUUUGGAAUUAGUGGUGUUUUCUCUGAGCUGGUUGGUUCAAUUGCGAAGCUUUCGCCAACCUCCAUCUAGAUAAUGUCUUAAGCGCAAGUCUUAACAUAACAUGAACUGAUUUAUAUUCUCCAUGAAUGAUAGAAUUUCGCCUCCUGGUAACCAUCUUCGUGACUGGUACUCGAUUUACAUCUGUACUGAUCAUUGUUUAUUGACUUGGAAUUUGAAGUUUCUCAUCACAUGAUUUACUUUUAAUUAUUCAAGUAU